This is a messenger RNA of Plodia interpunctella (Indianmeal moth), 6112 nucleotides long. RefSeq lists its product as uncharacterized. The coding region runs from base 138 to 998 and encodes 286 amino acids. The record is from RefSeq and is a predicted model, not a curated record. NCBI's taxonomy places the organism in Eukaryota, Metazoa, Arthropoda, Insecta, Lepidoptera, Pyralidae. The transcript has 8 exons.
CAAAAAACAACAAGAAGUUGUUUAUAAAAAAACUUCACUGCAUGUAUUGAUUUUCGUCGCCGUAUCCAGAAAUUCCUGAGAAAAUCCCUGAUUUUCAUCCAAGUGAACUAAUUCGAGCUCCACCAAUCCAGCUGAAAAUGAAUGCCAUAGCGAAACAAGAGUCCUUCGUCAAGAAGAGUUUAUUUCAGUUUAUUACUCGAAACAUCCCAUCAGCUAACUUGAACGUAAUAGAUGACAUAGUACUCUCCUAUGUAAUAUCUAUUUUGGAGGAGGCUUCCCAGGACCCCUGCUUCGAUGUAGAAGGGUUGAUAGAGAUGAUGGCUGGGUACAUCCCGGAGUUUGGGCGCAUCGAUCCCGGGCAGGUGCUGUCCUGGGUGCUCCAGCUCGAGUCGGACCUCUCCCGCGGGAACGAGAGUGACUCCUCGUCCAACAAUGACGAUUCGUCCGCGAGUGACAAGAUCAGCCUGACUCUCCAAAGCCUGAGCGACAUGCUGCCUUCCAUCACUAAAACCAGCCGCUCCCACUCCAACUCUGAGAGCUCUGAGGGCGAAACCCGCCGCCCGGCCGUGGUCGGCGAGACCGACUUGUCUGUGGAGUGCGACAUACUCCAUGAGAUGUUCCCUAACACUUGUGCUAUGGAGAUCAAGCAUUGCCUCUCGAUCGCCUUCGGGGACAUAACCCAAGCGGCCGCCAUCAUACUGCACCGCCGCGAGACUGGCCAGUCUCUGUCCAUCGCCGCACUGCAUUCCACUGUGAAACAACCCUUGUGCGACGACCACGAGCUGAAGAGCCGCAUCAUAGCUCGUUAUUCGUACGUGGACAAAAACUCACUGAGCAAGGAGCAUAAGCCACUGGCUCCCAAGAUCUCGCCCAAGAAGCUGGUCCGCUACCGCGAUAACAAGAUCGUUUCGCUCAAGGGGGAGCGUUACACUGAGGUGCCGAAAUCCGGAGCCGACGAGGAACAUUUAAAGAAGCCCAAAAAACAGCAUUGCCCUUAACCAUUAAAAUCACGUCAGUACGGUGGAAAAGCGGACUUCUCCGCACUCUAUGUGUCCUGUACCUUAGUAGUUCUAUUAGAUGUUGUCUUGAACCCCGCACGCCCCCGUUCCAAUCGAGCUAAGUCAGUGACUUCGAAUAAGCGAAGCACUUCAAUCCACAAACGAAACAAUUUUAAAAUGUUAAACAUAACUACAUUGGUCAUAAUUUUACUUGUUUUCAACCGAAAUUCGAACGAAGUCGCCUAUAAGCAGCCGACUUCGAAUUAUAAGCGGAAGACUUCAACUUCUAAGUGGGAGACUUCAUUGAUCGUCACAACUGUGAAUUCAUUUUUGGGAAUGAAUGUAAUCGAUUUUAAUCGAGUGAGUUUCAACAGUUGCAAGUUAACAUCGGUGAGGUAUAAAAAGAAGGGCGAAUUGGUCCGCGACAAAAAUGAAAUUCGCACGACGAAUAUGCCGUACGACGAACGUUCGUAUCAAAAACGUGUAACGGUUAUUUAUUUCUGUAUUACAAACGUACAUUUAAUGUUCGUUGCGAUCAUAUCGCCAGAACAAAAUAUUGCUAGUCAAAAGUACGGACGACCGUACGAAUCCUAUGUCAUGUUGACAAAAUCCCUUUACGGCGCUUUGACACUGACAUUUAAUCCUGUAGCUUACGGGCUCGGGCGUGCGUUAGUAUGUGUGUUUAGUGUCAUAGAUACCGCGCGUGAAUCGCAUUUUUCUGUAGCGAUUUUCAUUUCGCCGCUUUUUACCUGUACUGAUUUAUUUCAAUGUGUUCAGUUAUGGCGCCCCCAACUUAAUAUGGACUGUAAUUUUAAGUUUACGUAUUUAAUUCGCGUAUUUAUUAUUAUUAUUAUUAAGCUCACGAGGCAGCUGAAAUACAGUAUUACGGUAUCUGCGGCAUCAUUCGAUGUUUUAGCGUCAGAAUGUGUUCAAUUUAGUCGGUUUUUAACUAUUUGUGAGUCGAAUGAGUGGUGGGAUGCUGCAGAUAGGUACGUGACGUACAGCGCGGCGCUAAGACGGCGCUCUCCGUCGGGAUCCGCCGUCAGCAAGCGCCGUUUUAGCCCACGGGCUGUUAUAUUCGGAUUCGCCCUAGUUUUAAGUGAAAAGAUCUGUGUGUUACCUGUGAUUUUGAAUUGUUAUUAUUAUUUUAUUAUUAACAAUGUGAUUCCUAUUGUAGUUUUAUCGUUUUUAUACACAUCUGUGAUUGCGAUGCCAUUUCAUUAUAUUAUAGUUUACUCUUUAAGUGGUUUUUAUAAUUUUAGUUUAGACUUUUUCUUUUCUAAUUCCGAGGACGUUUUGUUGUGAUGUAUAGUUUUUUUAGUGUGGUGUUCGUGAUUCAUAUCAAUUUAUACAAGGUAUGUAGUGUUCAAAUACGAAUUUUCGAAAUCGCCGUAAUUUAAUGAAAGUUAACGGCGUUCAUAUCUUAUAAGUUAUUUAUUCGAGUUUAGCAAAAUAAGUAUCAAUUUCUACAUUAGAAAUAUUUUUAAAUAAUUUAAUUUGUACGCGGCACAUCAACUAGUAAGUUUUUAUUGAAUAAUAAUAAUAAUAAUAAACCAAUUGAAAUAGCAAAAUUUAUUAAUGAAAUUUUUACUCAAUUUGUGAUCGAUUAAAAUACUGACUUUUACAAUAACAGUCUUGUAGUCAAAGUGUAAAUUAUGUGAAUCACUGACGCUUAUUUCGUAUUGCGAAAGUCACAUAUUAUAUAACCAAAAAAUACCUCCCAUCCUAGCUGUCGCUGUCCAAACCUCAAAGAGGUAUGAUUAAGCAAUUUUUAUAUAUAUUUUACGAUUAAUUUUACAUGAUAGACACACCAAAAUAGAUACCGUAAACUUUUACCGCACCGCUCCCACUCGACAAAAUAACGUUCAUUAAAAAAUGAACUUUAAAGCGUAGUCUGUAGACAUAGUUUACACGAUUGAUUCUGGUCGUAGCUGUGUCGUAUAAGGCCGUCCGCACACUAAACAUCGACGUAGUCGUAUAUAUUUACAACGCAUAGGACUCGUGUGCGAAGGGGCUAUAAAAAGUGGUCAACGGUUUUAAUCAAUCUCCUCCAUUCCUUUAAAUUUGAAAAUAUAUCGCGGGCUUCAAGCCACAGUGGCUUAUAAGCAAUACUCUUGCAUAUCACGCCCAUUGGAUAUUGGUUGACGACCGCGAUAUUAUAAUAGACUUCAAAUUUAUUAAGUUGCCGACUUUCAUUUUUACAGUGACUUUAUCUAUAUUAUUAUUAUAAAGAGGUAAGCGUUUGUGAGUUGGUAUAUUUGAGGCGGGUAAUAUCCGAAACUACCGAACCGAUUUCAAAAAUUAUUUUACCGUUAGAAAGAUACAUUAUCCAAGAUUGCUAUAGGCUACAUUUCAUCUCAAAAUUCCCACAGGAGCCGAAGUCCCGGGCAACAUCUAGUUAAUAUAUAAAUAUAAUCUACCUAUCACAAUCGACUUCACUACUUAAUAUGUGACUUUUGUAAUUUUAUUUUAACUCUUUUAAUAGACUGACUUUACGCGAUCUCAUUUGAUGAGGAUGUUUAUCUUCUUAAUCUUAUAUAUUUGUACAGUCAGCAGAAAAAGUACAUAAAUCUUAUAGAAAUAUCAUCAUAAUAUCUGAAUUUGAUAUUAUUAUUAUUAUGGUAGAUAGUUCUAAUUGGCUUGGUAACAAAAAAAUAUUAUAUAAUUUAGUAGUUAUGUCGUAUUUAAUUGCCUCUUUAUUUAGCUUUAAUAAAUAGAUAACUAUGAAUGUGAUAACUAUUUUUUCUGCUGACCGUGUGUUUACUCGGCUUGGCCGAAUAUUUCUAUCUCUUUCUUUUGAAUCUGUCAACGAAACGUGUUGUAUUGAAGGGUAGUGUUGUUGUCCUUUUCUCGACAUUUUAUUUUCGUGUGUAGGAAAAGAUUAAAGUUAAAUGAUGCGGGAUGAAAGGUUGAUAUAAGAAUGAUAAGAAUAUUAGAUCCAGCGGCCAAAAUUGGAAACUUUAAUCUCAUCAAAGUUUGACAAGAAAAUAUUAAAGUGACUUCACUUUAAUAUUUUCUUGUCAAAUUUUGAUAGCUACGACGCCUCGACCAGACCGAAAUAAUGUACACAAAACCGUAAAAAUUAGUUAAAAAGUACAUUAACUGAUAAACUAAAUGUUAGAAAGAGACGGCAACAUUACAAGAAAACGCGCGUUUGUUAAUUUGGCAUUAUAUUGGAGCGUGCACACAAUGGCCCAAAGUUGUCGAGGGUAGAUAUUUUUCCAUUCCAUAUCGAAAGAUUUCAAAGGAAGAUUCGCAGAGCGUUUCGACCGCUGCGGUCGCGCUGUCAUUACAAUUUUUCAUAUUUUAACAAAGAAAAGAAUGAGUUUUACUAUAUGACUUUACAUUAGUUACUCUGUACUACAGUAAUGUCAAUUUUAUGAAUGAUUGAUUUUGGAAAUGAUUCCUUCUUCAAGAAAAUUGACGGAUUGUAAUGACCGCGCAGUCGCAGCAGUCGAAACGCUCUGCGAACCACCCCGAAAUCAGAUUCUGCUAACCAAUCACAUUGCGGUGUGGUGUCGUCGCGUCAAAACACAAUACUAAAUUGUGAUAGGUUCGUCUGUGUCUCGUUUCGAUAUCAAAGUCGCACAACUGUGGUAGUAAUUUAUUUUUAGCUUGAUCUGUCCCUGAUUUUAUAUAUUAUUAUAUAUUUUACAUUGCUUAGAUAUUCAAACUAACUAAUGGACUUCCAUUUUGGACCAACGUGUACACGCAACUUAUUCCUUGUUGAUUAGUGUAUUGGGCUGUUGCGGUGAACGUGAGAAUGAUAUUGAAAGAAAUAUCCCCAAAUUCCCCCCCAAAAGAUCUUAACAUGAACUUUUGAAGCGUUGUAAUGGGUAUUUAAAAUAAAAAAAAUAAUCCUCCUUCGAUUUCACAUUAUCCGUUGUUAGAAUUCCACAAAAAAGGAAAAAAAAAAAAAAACAUUUUUAAAAUUCAUUCUCACAACAUCCUCUUCGGCCGACACAGCAAUUUAGCCAAAAUUUUGGUGCUAAAUUAAAAUAAUAAAAUUUAAAAAAAUAGCCAAACGCGUAAGUAGUUAAAAUGUUUUGAAAAAAAAAUUGCCAACGGUGAAAUUUUGAAAUUGUAUCUUUGAAUAUGUAUGACGCAUUUAUUUUUUACUUUUGUUACAAUUUUUUAAAUAAAUUUUGACUAGAAACCUGCUCUUUUUAAAUUUUCCAAAAUAAUUUUCAAAAUAAUAUUUGGCAUCUUAUAAUAUCAUCAAGUAAAAUUACGACGAAAAUAGACUGUUUAAGCAUUAAUCAAACAAAAAAUUUAACAAAUUGGUAAUAAGUAUGUUAAAAAAAGCAGGUUUCUUUCUAUAUUGAUAAUUUUUUUUAAAUAUCCCAUAGUUAAUUCAGACAAUUUUCAACAUUCGAGUCGAAAUUAAAUACCUACUUCCUUUUGUAAAAUCGUAAUAUUAUAUAAAACUUUAAAUUUUCGUAAUAUAUCCAGCUGCAUUGUUACAGUCUAUGAAUUAUCAUAAUGAUCCUAAAUAUAACUAAUUCAUCUAGAUUAUACAUAUUUUUUAUAAAUAUCUGACCUUGUCAACUACCCUAUUGCGAAUAUGUAAUAGGUAGGCAUUUUUUUUUAAUGUUUGAAUUCAAUAUCGUCUCGUAAUGGUGAAAUUGGCAUCAUGGCCUAGUUCACAUGAACUCAAUAAUUUCAACCAAUAAUACAAUAGCAAUUCCGAUCAGCUGAUCAGUCAAUUUGAAUGAGAAAGCAAACAAUAUUGUCAUAUUUCCCUAUAGAUUUCUUUAUAUCGAAAACUGUUCAAAAUUUUAAGGUUAUAAAUGCGUUGCAACAUAUAACUAUAUAUCAAUGUAUUAUUAAAAUUUCAAUUGUCAUAGUGAAAGAAUAAGUUUUCAAAAACACGUCCACGUGAACUAGGCAUAAAAAUAGGCAUCAAAAUCACAGAUUGUAUGAAAAUUGUAAAACUUAAAUCGUCGCAUUUAUUUUCUACACUUGUAUUAUUGGAUUACAUUUUUUUAAAUUAUUAUUAUAAUUAUAAUUGUAAGGACCACAUGCGAUGAGCGCGCACCUUUGUCAUAUCUCAAGUCGAGGUCUGAUUCUUAAUGUAUUCAUUCAAUAUAUCGAAAUAUCCCUUGAAAAUUGUG